Saccostrea cuccullata (small rock oyster) is the source of this 1499-nucleotide messenger RNA. Its product is annotated as voltage-gated purine nucleotide uniporter SLC17A9-like. Lineage: Eukaryota; Metazoa; Mollusca; Bivalvia; Ostreida; Ostreidae. Gene Ontology annotation, biological process: transmembrane transport. The transcript has 12 exons. Bases 16 to 1356 code for a protein of 446 amino acids. Gene Ontology annotation, molecular function: transmembrane transporter activity. The record is from RefSeq and is a predicted model, not a curated record.
CGCAACAAAGAUGAUAUGGCGAUGAAAGAUGACGUCUACAUCCCUCUCAUCACGAAAAGGUCCGAUUUAAAGCCAGUGGAGGGCAAAUAUUGGACGAGAGCCGAAAGGAAACAAUGGGCAUCUGGUCUGUUUAUUGGAUGUGCAGUCUUAUACGCAUGUCGGACAGUUACUCCAUUGUGUGUGUCAGCCAUGGCCAAAGAGAUGGGGUGGGAUAAAACUCAAUCAGGAUCAGUACUUUCCUCCUUUUUCUGGGGGUACACCAUGACCCAGUUCCUGGGUGGAUAUUUAGCUGAUAAGAUAGGAGGAGAUGUCAUUUUACCUAUUGUAGCAGUAUUCUGGUCCAUGAUUACUUUCUGGACUCCACAACUUGUCAAUCUGUCCACAGACAAAAACCUCACCAUACAGAUCAUUGUUGUCUCACGGGUGUUCCUUGGCAUGUUCCAAGGGUUCCAUUAUCCCAGUUUUAGCUCCAUUAUGUCCAGGAAAGUUUCUGACCAGGAGCGCUCUUUCACCUAUAGUUUUAUUUGUUCUGGAUCUCAUUUUGGUACUUUACUAUGUGGAAGUAUCGGAUCUAUUCUUUUAGAAAGCUUUGGAUGGCAGAGUGUUUUUUAUUUUGUUGGUUUGUGCAGUAUCCUAUGGAUGCUGUGUAUGAGGUAUCUAAUUAUAGAGAGACACCGGAGGAAAUACCUCCAGCCCCCCACCCUCACCGUCAGUGACAACACCGUCCUGGCCGAGAAAUUCCCCGAGAAGAAAUCUGUGCCAUGGUUGAUGCUCUUUGUUAAACCAGCAUUCUGGUCCCUGUUGGUAGGACAUUUCUGUGAAAACAAUGCAUUUUAUAUCUUGCUGUCUUGGUUGCCAACAUAUUUCCAUGAAAAUUUCCCAGAUGCAAAGGGCUGGGUGUUUAAUGUGGUACCCUGGGUGGUAACCAUGCUUAGCUCCAUCUUCGGCGGCUGGCUCGCUGAUUACAUGUUGUCUAAAGGAUGGAGUGUAACAUUUGUCAGAAAAUUCAUAGAGUCUAUAGCCCUGUGUGGUACUGCCACAGCAUUAGUACUUCUGUCUUACACUAGUACUUAUGGGUCUGCUCUAGUGUUGAUGGCUAUUGCUGUGAUGUGUUGUGGUUUCCACAACAGCGGGAUACUGGUGAACCCUCAGGAUAUAGCUCCUACUCACGCAGGAUCUGUCUUUGGUAUUAUGAAUAUGGCAGGUGCUGUUCCCGGCUUUGUUGGUGUGUACUUGGCGGGCCAUGUACUGGAAGCCACCAAAAGCUGGGGAGCUGUGUUUAAUCAAACUGCUGGGGUGUGCAUGUUUGGAUGGCUGGUUUUUAUGAUAUUCGGGACUGGAAAACGUAUCGUGUAAUACAUAUCUUGCCUUGUACAUGUAUGUGAAAUCUUGACUCUGGUGUGAUAUGUGAACAUCUGCAACUGUAUUUAUUUAUGAGGUGAACUGAGAAAUAACAUAAGAGUUGAAAGAUCAACAAAAGUGAGAAAGGGGGAAAAGUU